UGCUGUGGAAGUUGACGUUGACCAGAGAAACUAUAUGGCUCUUAAUCUCAACUUGGACAGUCUUGCACCUAUUUUUAAAGAAGAAUUCAGUGAACUUCGAAAUGUCGAACGGAGUGAUAUAGAGUUUUUUAUCUAUUGUCACACCAAACCUCUUUUAUCGGAUGUUUCUCUUGCAGGUCUGACUACAACUGCCGCAUCGUCACUCGUCAUCCGAUACCCGCUGUCUGAUUCUAGCUAUGCUCAUUAG
Molecule: messenger RNA, 247 nt
Organism: Ambispora gerdemannii
Lineage: Eukaryota; Fungi; Glomeromycota; Glomeromycetes; Archaeosporales; Ambisporaceae
Source: the annotation of a GenBank genome assembly